Talaromyces amestolkiae is the source of this 1647-nucleotide messenger RNA. RefSeq lists its product as uncharacterized. Gene Ontology annotation, cellular component: membrane. The record is from RefSeq and is a predicted model, not a curated record. The coding region runs from base 1 to 1647 and encodes 548 amino acids. Gene Ontology annotation, biological process: amino acid transmembrane transport. Lineage: Eukaryota; Fungi; Ascomycota; Eurotiomycetes; Eurotiales; Trichocomaceae. The transcript is spliced from 6 exons. Gene Ontology annotation, molecular function: amino acid transmembrane transporter activity.
AUGACUGCCGACAUCGAGAAACGCCCUCGGCGGUACGAGCUUGGGCCGGAUGACGGCGUACCUGUUCACGAUGGAGAGGACUACGCGCCUCCCAUCAUCGUAGCCAACAAAUUGAGCCGAAAAUUGUCUGCUCGUCAAGUGCAGAUGAUCGCCAUCGGCGGCACCAUUGGUACUGGUUUAUUUUUAGGAACGGGCAAUUCUCUAGCCAAAGGUGGUCCGGCAUCGAUGCUGAUUUCGUAUGCGAUUGUUGGUGCAAUUGUGUUUGUCACGAUGCUUGCAUUGGGGGAGAUGUCGGCUUUUAUCCCUGUUGCGGGAUCAUUUUGUACUUUUGCUGGUCGCUUCGUGGAUGAUGCUUUCGGUUUUGCGUUGACCUGGAAUUAUUGGUUCAACGAUGCCGUGUCAACCGCAUCCGAUCUUAUUGCGCUCCAGCUACUGUUGCAAUAUUGGACGGACAAUUUUCCUGGUUGGGCUAUUAGUCUGAUCUUUUUGUUUGUUGUCAUUGGGCUUAAUGUUAUCUCUGUGAGGGCCUACGGCGAGGCGGAAUACGUUCUCAGUAUUUUAAAAGUUGUUACGAUUGUGAUAUUCAUCAUCCUUGGGAUCGUAGUCAACUGCGGCGGAAACACCAGUCACCAAUAUAUCGGUGGGCAUAACUGGCAUAUCGGUGAUGCUCCUUUUGUUGGCGGUAUUGGAGGGUUCGCCUCGGUGUUUGUUACCGCUUCUUUUGCCUACGGAGGAACCGAAUCCAUUGCAGUGACAGCCGGAGAGACCAAAGAUCCAGCCAAAAAUCUACCUCGCGUUGUGCGCAACGUCUUUUGGAGAAUUUUGCUCUUCUAUAUCCUAGCAGUCUUGAUCAUCGGUCUCAACGUACCAUACAACUACCCGGGUCUGAGUUCCAAGAACAGCCACACCAGUCCAUUCACCAUUGUUUUCGAGCAGGCCGGAAGUAGUGUGGCUGGUAGUUUUAUCAAUGCGGUCGUCAUGACGAGUGUGAUUUCUGCAAGCAAUCAUGCCCUCUUUGCGGGCUCACGUUUACUCUACACUUUGGCUACUGAUGGGUACGCCCCGUCAUUCUUUGGCAGACUCAACCGACAGAGAGUCCCUUGGGUGGCGGUAUUGGCUACAUCGGUCAUUAGUGGACUCUGCUUUGGCGCAAGUUACAUUGGUGCCGGUCAGUUGUGGACAUGGUUACAAAACAUUGUCGGUGUUUCCAACCAACUUUCCUGGAUAGCCAUUUGCUUUGCCUCUCUUCGUUUCCGCGCCGCCGUCAAAAAGCAAGGUCUCGAACACCUCCUCCCUUUCAAGAACUGGACCUACCCCUGGGGCCCCCUCAUCGCCAUGCUUCUCAAUAUUGUCCUUGUCCUCGUCCAAGGCUGGUCAUCCUUCAGCCCUAGCUUUGCCGCCGUCGACUUUGUCAGCUACUAUAUCGAAAUUCCUGUCAUGAUUGUCAUGUACCUCUUUUGGAAGAUCCUGAAGCGUACACGGUUUGUCCGAUUGGAAGACAUGGAUCUUGUAUCUGAUCGGUUUGAUGGCGGAUUGAGUCAUGAGGAACGGACGCAAGUGUUGGAGAUUGCGCGUCGAAGUCCUUUUGCGCGUGGGCAGCCGUGGAAGGAGAGAAUCGGAGGAGUUGCUACGUAUCUGUUCUUCUAG